Vicia villosa (hairy vetch) is the source of this 838-nucleotide messenger RNA. RefSeq lists its product as uncharacterized. The transcript has 4 exons. Gene Ontology annotation, cellular component: mitochondrial large ribosomal subunit; mitochondrial ribosome. Gene Ontology annotation, biological process: mitochondrial translation. Lineage: Eukaryota; Viridiplantae; Streptophyta; Magnoliopsida; Fabales; Fabaceae. Gene Ontology annotation, molecular function: structural constituent of ribosome. Bases 185 to 616 code for a protein of 143 amino acids. The record is from RefSeq and is a predicted model, not a curated record.
UGGGUCAGCCCGUAUUGCAUCAGAAACAAACAAGCACUGAACUCAAGCCGGCGGAGUCAGUAAUCGGCCUCCAGAAACCGUCGAAGGGGAGAGCACAUCACUGUCCAAGCAUUCUCACUCACUCACUCACGUUUUCUCUCUUUCGAUCUCAACCUUCAUUCUCGUUUUCUUCUUCCAAUCAACCAUGUUUUUGGCAAAAGGAUUUGGACGAACAUUCUUUGCUGCUGCUGCCAGAUCAAAACAUUGUUCCACUACAGCUGCUGCUGCCAGUGGUAGUGUAGCGCGUAACCCUCUUCCGGACUUCUUUGAGGCCGACAGGAGCCUUGAAAAUGAUAAACCAGUUGUUUAUGGUCGGAGUUGGAAGGCUUCUGAAUUGCGUCUGAAAUCUUGGGAUGACCUUCAUAAACUGUGGUAUGUGUUGUUGAAGGAAAAGAACAUGUUGAUGACUCAGCGUCAAAUGCUUCAUUCUCAGAAUUUGCGUUUUCAUAACCCAGAGCGCUUACCUAAGGUGAGAAAGUCAAUGUGUCGCAUCAAACACGUGCUUACCGAGAGAGCAAUUGAAGAGCCAGAUCCCAGAAGGUCUGCUGAGAUGAAGAAAAUGAUAAAUGGUCUUUGAUGACUUAAAAGGAUAUGUAUGUUAUUCGUUGUGUUGUUGGAUAUGCUGUAAGAAUGGGACAUCUACUUUCAUGGAUGUUAGAAAAUUGCUGACCAAGGCAAUGUGUUCAAAUACAUGAUUUACUUGAAGUUUUGCCUGUUUAGAAUUCGAACUUUGUUUUGUUUGAUCUGAGAGUCAAUCGAUGAAGAAAUAUAAUCAAGCAGUUACUGUUCCCAGCCAAGA